Molecule: messenger RNA, 1260 nt
Organism: Paecilomyces variotii
Lineage: Eukaryota; Fungi; Ascomycota; Eurotiomycetes; Eurotiales; Thermoascaceae
Exons: 1
Coding region: 337-999 (220 amino acids)
Source: RefSeq, a predicted model, not a curated record
AUUCAGGGUAUGUAUAUGUCCGCCUGAUAUCCAGCGGGUGUCCACAGAUAUCUAUCUGGGAGGCUUCUUUCUAGGGUGAGAGUAGAACGGAGCUGAUGAGUUGUACAGGAGGCGGAAACCGGAAUCAUUACAUUGCACGAUGACGAGCCGGAAAUUGUGGACUACCUCAUCACCUACUUUUAUCACCAUACCUUUGACGACAAGGAUGCUGUUCUGCCCACUCCGCCUCAUGAACAAAAAAGCGAGAGACUUCGCCUCUUCUCGGGUGAAAGCAAAGCUGAUAAUCCAGUCCGCAUCCCGGAUUCUCUCAAAGUCUACGCCAUAGCCGACAAGUACAUGGUCGGUACGCUCCGCGUCCUAGCUCACACACGCUUCGAGCACUGGUGUGCCACCAAUUGGCACACUGAAAGCUUCCUCCUCUGCGUCAGAGAAAUCUACGAGCGUAAGACGGGCAACUACGAGGACCUGCACGAAGCAGUCCUCAUUCCCAUGGCCAACCAGAUCGAGGACUUGCUCCACCACAGGCAAUUCGUGGAAUUGAUGGAAGACUGCGGAGAGCUCGGCGUUGAGUUGAUUAAGAAAAUCAAUGAAUGGAACCGUAUCACCCGCCACGGUCUUGAAGUGGAUAUCGCUUUUCUCCGCUCUCACGACGAGGUAAUCUGUCAGAAAAAUAAAAAGCUGAAAGAGGACAAUAAACGUCUAUCGCGGUCUCUUCUUUCAUUGCGCGCAGCCGAUACCGGUACAGGAAGCCGUCGUGCGAGUUUGAUUUCUUCUCCAGCUCAUCAAACUUCAGCACCGUCACCACGUCAGUCGGCAUCCCAGACAUAUCCUCAUAACCACUCCUCGUCUGCUGCGCAGAUUCAAAUGAAUCCUGCUUCUCGACCUCAGUCUCACAUUCGAGCCUCACUUCCAAUUCGGCUUUCCGCGCCUCGUCCUAGUAUCCAGCCGCAGUCUCAGGUCCAGGCAUCUUCUCCCCCUCCUCCUAACGACGAGAACUAGCCUUUGUGUGGCAAUCACAUUUCACACCAUCCUCACCAUCAUCGUGAACGUUUCUCUAUUCGAGAAACUUCUUUUCUCUGUAGCCGUGUCUAAUAUUGCUUUUCCAGAAAAUAAUGUCUCGAGUCUAGACUUUUCCUGAUGUACCAUAAUGUGGGUGUUGAGAUUCAUUUUCCCUCUUCUUUCAUGUACCUCAUGUACGUAGUUAGCUACAGAAUAGCCAAUGAAAUCAAAGACUGUAUCAUUAAUGAAAAAAAAAAAAUG